AGAGACCACGAGGCAAGCCUCGCGUGGUUUGAGGAGGUUCCCUUCGACCCUUGCGGUAACGGCCGGGUCCAGGCGUCGUCCUCCUGACGCGCCCCUUCCCACCGCGAGGAUUGUGCCCAGUCCACCGUCUCCCCUCAGCCCUGUCCGCCCGGACGUGCGCCAUGAGCUCCCACAGUGGGGCGUCAGGCUUUAGCGAUGGUAGCGGCCCAGAGCGCGAGGAGCAGACCGCCGCAGGUGGUGGCGGAGCCUCGCGGGCAGCAGCAGCAGGCUUGGUUUGGGGGCCAGCGGGCAGCGGCGAGGGCCAGCCCCGGUGCGAGGGCGGAGGGGACGGCGGGCCCUCCAGCGUGCAGGCCCCCAAGUGGCAGCUGGCGUCGGAUCGCGGGGCCGAGGUCCAGCCGCAAAUGGCCCAGGCGGGGGCGGGCGUGCUCUGGGGUGCUGAGGGCCCGCCUGGCACCCCCGUCCUGGAGGGCGAGGGCACGGGGGCUCCCGCGUCCCAGGUCGCUGAGGGCUGUGCGGGCCCCGAGCGGCCACUGAGCGGCCCGGGGGACGGGGCCCGGCGCCGACUGCCGAGCGCUGAGGCGGCCGCCAUCUUGGCUCGCGUCGAGGCCGGCGGUGGCGGCAGAGGCGUGCUGGGGGCGAGCUGUGAGGAAUUCCUGCAGGCUUGUGCGGCCCCUCUGCAAGUGAGUGCCCGCAGGGAAGGCCGGGCCGAGGCCCGCAGCGAGAUGGGAGGCGGCAGCCCUCGGGGGCAGCGCGCCUACGGGGAAGGCCCCGAGGGGCUGUCUUCCGGCUCAGAGGCCUCCUCCGAGCUGGAGGACGUGCAGCCCAGGAGGGGGAGCAUUCGGCUGAAAGCAGGGGGCCAGGCCAAGGGCAGCAGCUCCGAGGUUCUGGCAGAGAGCCCCAGGCACGCGACUCCCCACAGCAGGGAGCAGUUCGCCCCCACGCCAGGCCCUCCCCGCACCUCUGCGCGGGGUCCCACUUGCCACCCAGAAAGGCCGGCGGCGGGGGAGCUGGGGCCCUCUGCCUCUAAGAAAAUGCAGGGCGAGGUGUCCGGGAAGGCAGGGGCCAGGCCAAGGCACCCAGGAGCGGCUGCAGCUGCUGCCAGGGCAGGGGGCUGCUCUCAGGCCACUCCCCGGAGGAAGGUGACCCAGGAGAACCCCCCAGGGGUUGCCCCCGAAGUUGGCCCGGGCGCAGCCUUUGCUCCCUGGCUCCAGAGGCAAGCCACAGCUCCCCGGGAAGCGGCCGGCUUGCUCCCAUUCUGCACUUCACUGCUUGGCAAGCCCAGCACAGCGUUCCCUUGGGGACGCAAGCCGUCGAAGCAGGGUGGCGCUGGGAAGAAAGCUCAGGCCAGGAGGAAGUCCCAGGCUGUGGAGACUCGAGAGAGUGGCGCGAAGAGAGAUCCAGUCCCCGGUGCGCACUUUCUGUCAAGCAGGCCCCCGACGUCUUACCAGCAUCGUGGAGAAUUCAGCAGUGGGGUCCCUACCCCCCAAGAAGUACGCGCUCUGAGGAACCUGCAGUCCCUGUUGCAGAGCUCGGGAGCUGUCCCACCUAGAGGCCGUGCACGCUCCGGAGACCAGGAGCCACCUGUCCGUCCUCGGAGACCAGCAGUGCAGCAGUUACCACCUGGAAUCGAGGGCUGUCCUCGGUGUGUUGUGCUACAGAAGGAGGUAGAAGACCUUAAAGAAGAACUAGAAGAAGUUUCCACAGCCAUCUUGAUGUACAUCACUAAGAAGUUCGGGGGGAUGUGAAGGGGAACCCAGAAUCCUCCACCAGACACAGAGCCGCUUCCCUCCAGAUACACGUCAAUAGGACCUUCCUCUCUGCGUCUGCUUUUGCCCCUUCCCCUGUUCACCCCAGUUCCAAGUUAAAUUACCUCUCGUGUUCUGUGCUCUGCCCUCUCUGGCGCAUUGGGAGCUGCACCAUGUCCGAGCGUUUUACAUGCAGUUCCCCUGUUCUGUUUGCACCACAAUAAACUUGUGUUUUAAUUGCA
Molecule: messenger RNA, 1987 nt
Organism: Oryctolagus cuniculus (rabbit)
Lineage: Eukaryota; Metazoa; Chordata; Mammalia; Lagomorpha; Leporidae
Source: RefSeq, a predicted model, not a curated record